Spodoptera litura is the source of this 1918-nucleotide messenger RNA. RefSeq names its product apolipoprotein D. Gene Ontology annotation, molecular function: pigment binding. The record is from RefSeq and is a predicted model, not a curated record. Lineage: Eukaryota; Metazoa; Arthropoda; Insecta; Lepidoptera; Noctuidae. Gene Ontology annotation, biological process: lipid metabolic process; response to reactive oxygen species. Gene Ontology annotation, cellular component: cytoplasm.
ACGGCAUGCAACGGUCAUAGUGAACGGACGUGUGUGGUGAUUGUGUUAUAUAAUACUUUGUUGUGAUAUAUAAAAAAAUAUCAAGAUGUCAGUUCUACGAGCUAUUGCAGUGUUUCUAUGCGGUUUCUUUUCACUGAGGCUAUGCAGAGCGCAGAUCAUAAUGCCCGGCUCCUGUCCCGAUAUGAAGGCUAUGGACAACUUCGAUGCUACUCGAUAUACGGGGAGAUGGUACGAAGCCGAAAAAUAUUUCUUCCUAUUCGAGUUUGGAGGCAAAUGCGUCACUGCUGACUACACGCUGAGAGAGAAUGGAGUCGUCGGAGUUCUAAACCGGCAGAUUAAUAUUCUAUCGGGAACUCAAACGGAGAUCAAAGGCCAGGCAACUCAAGUGAGCCGAUCAGAUGACGCUAAACUGGCAGUAUCCUUCCCAUCUUUACCGGUCAACGUUGAGGCUCCCUACUGGGUCAUCGAUACUGACUACAAGUCCUAUGCUGUAGUAUGGAGCUGUUACGAAUUUGGACUGUUCCAUACUUUGAACGCCUGGAUCCUGACGAGAGAAAGGAACCCACCAGUGGAAGUAAUGGAGAAAGCAUAUGCAGUACUGGACAAGAACCACAUCAGCCGAGCGUACCUCAUCAGAACGAACCAGCGUGACUGUACAGAAGAGAGCUAAAAUAAGAAUAAUGAUACAUAGAGAAAGACUCAUUUCUAAAGAAAUUAUCAAUGAAAAAAGUCGUUAUUUUAGACGGUGUAAAAAAGAAGAAAAAUAAUUUAUUUAGUUUGUGUAGGUGAAUCAAGUGAAUGAAUGUUGGAAUCGGAAGCCUAAUCAAAUCUAAGGUGUGAUUCCAUAAAAAAUAUCAGACAAUAGAGACACAUUUGCGUUUAAAACUAGCAAAAAUAGUUUAUUCAGUACUACUUUCUGCCCACGAAUUUGUACGCAUAAUCCCGUUUUCUCCCGUUCUCGUAGGAUUUUCAGAAUUUUUUCUGUCUUAAGAAUACAAAUACAAAUACAACAAAAAAAAGAUGAUUGAAAUCGGUCGAGCCGUUUACGCAUGAUGGCGUAACCAAGGGAAAAAGGGAUUAAUUUUUAAAAUAUUUAUAAAUUUCAUUGUUGAUUAACCAUUUUAAUUGUUGUAGGUUGUAGUGUUACAAGCGUUCAUAGGCCACGGUAACUCCUUUCUAUCAGUUGGGCUGUGAGUUAUUUACGUCAAUCCUUUAUUGGGUCCAAAGUAAUACAAUAAGCUUCUAGAAGAGGUCUUCUAAAAUAUUGUAUUGAAUAUUAAUCAUUUACUUUAGUGUAAGUUCAUUUUCAUUGUACCUAUGUAAGCAUUCAUGCAUUUAUUUAAUCUUAGAAAAGUAUUAUACUAUCGCAUCGGUGUCCAUUUUCAUGACCUCUUACAAAAUUAUCACAAAACGCUUAUGAAAAUGGACGCAGCUUAUAAAAAUAUAUGUAAUAUCAAUUCUACUGUAGUAUUGAUUGUUUAUUAUACUUAAAUUGAAGUGUGAAUAGUUAGGCCUUAAAUCUCGACUCGUGAGAGUCUGAAUUUCGCAAUCCUACCGCCCUGAGACCCUCAAAUACUGUUCCCCAAAACUUUACUUACGAUGGUGGGUGACUGUGUCAAUAGCUGCGUCUUUUACUUAAAUAUUAUUAUUAGUUGCAAUACAUACGUAUGUAUACUUCUAUGUUUCAUUAAAUAAAAAAAACAAUAUUUUUUUGUAAAGCUGAAACUCAUAGCAUGUAUUUGGAAUAUUGAAUUAGGAUCAUUUAGAUUAAUUUAGUAAAUAAAACGAUACAUACGUCACAACAGAAAUGUAUAAUAUCCAUUAUCUACAACUUAAAUAAAUUAAAGCCUUUACAAAAUUGCUUACUCUUAUUUAUUGAUAAAAUAAUGCGAUUAAAGUUAAUUAUGUAGUACUACGA